ACAUCCCAUGGUGCUUUGCGGCGCGGCCUCGCGUUCUUCCGGUCGGGGCAGUCGGGGCGUAGAGGGCGCUCUGCGGGCACUGCGGGCGCAGCGGGCAGCAGGAUGUUGGCCUCCAGAGUAGCCAGCCUCGUUAGUAGACGGGCACUUUCCACUUCAUUGUGCUUACGGGCCCACGGGAGUGUGGUGAAGAGUGACGACUAUGCGUUACCCAUCUAUGUGGACCGGCGCGACUACCCGCUGCCCGACGUGGCACAUGUGCAGAGCCUGUCGUCAGGCCAGAAGGCCUUGAAGGAGAAGGAGAAGGCGGCCUGGAGUAGCCUGUCCACCCAGGAGAAAGUGGAAUUGUACCGCCUCAAGUUCAAUGAGAGCUUCGCAGAGAUGAACCGCGGCUCCAAUGAGUGGAAGACAGUGGUGGGUGGCGCCUUGUUCUUCGUUGGCUUCACGGCCCUUAUCAUCAUCUGGGAAAAGUUCAACAUGUAUGGCCCGAUCCCGCACACCUUCGAGGAGGACUGGGUGGCCAUGCAGACCAAGCGCAUGCUGGACAUGAAGGUGGCGCCCGUGCAGGGCUUCGCAGCCAAGUGGGACUACGACAAGAACGAGUGGAAGAAGUGAGGCUCCCCAGCUCCCAGCCCCCAGACAGCUCCCACCUCCUGGAAACCUUUGCUCGCACUUCUACACCUGGAGCUAAUAAACGAGCUGUUUCCCCGAA
Messenger RNA from Suncus etruscus (white-toothed pygmy shrew), 709 nucleotides. RefSeq names its product cytochrome c oxidase subunit 4 isoform 1, mitochondrial. The record is from RefSeq and is a predicted model, not a curated record. The coding region runs from base 103 to 612 and encodes 169 amino acids. The transcript is spliced from 6 exons. Gene Ontology annotation, biological process: mitochondrial electron transport, cytochrome c to oxygen. NCBI's taxonomy places the organism in Eukaryota, Metazoa, Chordata, Mammalia, Eulipotyphla, Soricidae.